AUGGUUGUUCCAGACGAGGUCGACAUCAUCAUUACUGGUGGAGGAUCAUGCGGCUGUGUCGUUGCUGGCCGCUUGGCCAACUUGGACCACAACCUCCAGGUUAUGCUCAUUGAAGCUGGAGAGUCCAACCUCAACAACCCUUGGGUCUACCGACCCGGUAUCUACCCCAAGAACAUGAAGCUCGACAGUAAGACUGCUUCGUUCUACUACUCGAGACCGUCUGAAUGGCUCGGUGGUCGUCGUGCUGUCGUACCCUGUGCCCAUAUCCUGGGAGGCGGUUCUUCUAUCAACUUCAUGAUGUACACUCGUGCUUCUGCUUCAGACUACGAUGACUUCCAAGCUAAGGGCUGGACCACCAAGGAGCUCAUUCCCUUGAUGAGAAAGCACGAAACAUACCAGAGAGCUUGCAACAACCGUGAUAUUCACGGCUUCGAAGGCCCAAUCAAGGUUUCUUUCGGCAACUACACAUACCCCGUUAUGCAAGACUUCCUCAGAGCUGUCGAGUCACAAGGUAUCCCCGUCACAGACGAUCUUCAGGACUUGCAAACCGGUCACGGAGCUUGUCACUGGGAGAAGUGGAUCAACAGAGACACUGGACGUCGUUCAGACUCUGCUCACGCAUACAUCCACAGCACUCGUUCUGUCCACAGUAACUUGCACUUGGUCUGCAACACCAAGGUUGAGAAGAUCAUUAUGGAAGGUGGCAGAGCUGUUGGUGUCAAGACUGUUCCUACUAAGCCCCUGACUCCUGGACAAGACCAAGCCAAGGUCUACCGUGCAAGAAAGCAGAUUGUUGUUAGUGGUGGUACUCUCAGUUCUCCUCUGAUCCUUCAACGCUCGGGCAUUGGCGACCCCGAGAAGCUCCGUGCUGCUGGUGUCAAGCCUCUCGUCGACUUGCCCGGUGUCGGUUUGAACUUCCAGGACCACUACCUGACCUUCUCGGUCUUCCGUGCGAAGCCUCACAUCGAGUCUUUCGACGACUUUGUUCGUGGGGACCCCGUUGUUCAGAAGCAAGUCUUUGAUCAAUGGAACAUCAAUGGUACUGGACCUCUCGCCACCAAUGGUAUCGAAGCUGGUGUCAAGAUCCGACCAACUGAGGAAGAACUCAACCAAAUGGACUCCUGGCCCUGCCCCGAAUUCAGAUCUGGUUGGGACAGCUACUUCAAGAAUGCUCCAGACAAGCCCGUGAUGCACUAUUCGGUGAUCGCUGGUUGGUUCGGUGACCAUAUGCUCAUGCCUCCUGGCAAGUUCUUCACCAUGUUCCACUUCCUCGAGUAUCCGUUCAGCAGAGGCUUUACUCACAUCACUUCACCAAGCCCCUAUGAUGCACCCGACUUUGAUGCCGGCUUCAUGAACGACAAGAGAGAUAUGGCACCCAUGGUCUGGGGCUACGUCAAGUCCCGUGAGACUGCCCGUCGCAUGGACGCCUACGCAGGAGAAGUCACCUCCAUGCACCCCUUCUAUGCCUUUGACAGCCCCGCCCGUGCCCUCGACAUGGACCUCGCCACCACCAAGGCAUACGCCGGUGAGAACCACAUCACCGCCGGCAUCCAACAUGGCAGUUGGUCUAUGCCCCUCGAGGCCGGCACUGCACCUUCCCCAUCCUUCCUCAACAGUAACAAGCAGGACAUCCGCGAAGACCUCACCUACACCAACGAAGACAUUAACCACGUCAUCGAGUGGACAAAGCGCCACGUCGAAACCACCUGGCACAGUCUGGGCACCUGCUCCAUGGCACCCAAAGAAGGAAACUCCAUCGUCAAGCACGGUGUCCUCGACGAACGCCUCAACGUCCACGGUGUCAAGGGCUUGAAGGUUGCUGACUUGUCCAUCUGUCCCGAUAAUGUGGGCUGCAACACUUACAGUACUGCUUUGCUUAUCGGAGAAAAGGCUGCUAUGCUUGUGGCUGAGGACUUGGGUUAUUCUGGUUCUGCGCUUGAUAUGAAGGUGCCUAAUUAUCAUGCUCCCAGAGAGAUUGCUGGGUUGUCUCGUCUGUAG
Messenger RNA from Aureobasidium pullulans EXF-150, 1998 nucleotides. Its product is annotated as alcohol oxidase p68. Gene Ontology annotation, molecular function: oxidoreductase activity, acting on CH-OH group of donors; flavin adenine dinucleotide binding. The transcript is spliced from 6 exons. Bases 1 to 1998 code for a protein of 665 amino acids. Lineage: Eukaryota; Fungi; Ascomycota; Dothideomycetes; Dothideales; Saccotheciaceae. The record is from RefSeq and is a predicted model, not a curated record.